Molecule: messenger RNA, 594 nt
Organism: Daphnia pulex (common water flea)
Lineage: Eukaryota; Metazoa; Arthropoda; Branchiopoda; Diplostraca; Daphniidae
Gene: mRpS18C
Product: 28S ribosomal protein S18c, mitochondrial-like
Exons: 4
Coding region: 42-542 (166 amino acids)
Biological process (GO): mitochondrial translation
Cellular component (GO): ribosome; mitochondrial small ribosomal subunit
Molecular function (GO): small ribosomal subunit rRNA binding; structural constituent of ribosome
Source: RefSeq, a predicted model, not a curated record
AAACAGGCAAUCGCAAACAGCAAAUUUUUACGACACGAGUUAUGACUUAUGACACAGUAGCAGACGAAUACGCACGUGAAAUUCAACCGGAAAAUAAAAUAAUAAAUAAAAUGGCAUUAAUGCAGAAAAUUUUACCAUGUUUUCACAUUUCAAGUUUGUACAGAACAUCUAUGUUUCCACUUUUAACAGUGAGGCACUUUACAAACUUCAAUGCCAGUCUUCAACAGGAGGAUGAUCAACCUGCUCAAAAUCUCAGCAAUCCCUACCAAAAGGAGAAACGGUGUUGUAUCUUGUGCAAAUAUGAUGUGAAUGUUGACUAUAAGAAUGCACGCCUGCUAUCUCAGUUUUUGUCUCCCUUUACAGGAAAAGUUUAUGAAAGAAAUAUUACAGGUUUGUGCAAAUCAAAGCAAAAAAUAGUUGAAAGUGAAAUUAUUAAAGCACAAAAUGCAGGCUACUUGGCUAUUAUGUUGAAAAAAGUAGAAUACUUUAAGGAUCCUAAGCUUUGUGAUCCAGACAGACCAGUCAGACCACACCGUUACUAAAAAAGUGUAAUUUGAAUUAUUAUUAGCAUUAUUAAUACAACUUUGAACUAUA